Messenger RNA from Rotaria sordida, 294 nucleotides. The record is from the annotation of a GenBank genome assembly. NCBI's taxonomy places the organism in Eukaryota, Metazoa, Rotifera, Eurotatoria, Philodinida, Philodinidae.
AUGAAUUGUCUUAUUGUUUUUCUCUUGUGCUUAAUUACACCAUUAUCAAUUUCAAUAUCAAUACGGCGUCCUCCAUGUGGUUCAGUAUGUGAUAUAUAUUGUCAAUUCGGCAAUGUAGCAGAUGCAAAUGGAUGUCCAGUAUGCACAUGUAAGAAGACUCCAUGUGAAAAUAAUCAAGAUUCAUUAGUAGGAUAUUUUUGUGGGAGGGGUCCUGAUCGUCGUGAAUGCCCACAAACACAUUAUUGUCAUAUUGCACCAAAUGAUGCUUAUGCUGUUUGUUGUCCUCGUCGCUAA